This is a messenger RNA of Macrobrachium nipponense, 1146 nucleotides long. RefSeq names its product proline-rich protein 36-like. The record is from RefSeq and is a predicted model, not a curated record. The transcript is spliced from 4 exons. Bases 1 to 1146 code for a protein of 381 amino acids. Lineage: Eukaryota; Metazoa; Arthropoda; Malacostraca; Decapoda; Palaemonidae.
AUGGGGCAGGCCUAUCCUGGCCCACCGCUGGUCGCAGGCCCUUCCACCCCCUGCUUCGGUCAGGGACAGGCAGCCUCUCCAUGGCCUCCCGCUGAUCAAGCCCCUCCCCCUGCUUCAAGCUGGGAUGGGAGGACGAGGCCAGCCUCUCCUGUCCACCGCCGGUCAAGCCCUUCCCCUGCUUCGCAGGGACAGGCCAGCCCUUCCUGGUCUCCUCCGCUGAUCAAGCCCCUCCCCCAUGCGUUCAGCUGGCUGAAAUGGGUAGCCUGCUCCUGGACACUCGCCGUUCGAACCCCUGCCCCCUGUUUCGGAUGGGACGAGCAGCCUCUCCUGGCCCACCGGCGGUCGAGCUCUUCCCCCUGCUUCAGUUCAGGGGCAUGGGCCCAAGCCCUCUCCUGGCCACCACCAGUCAAAGGCACCCUUUCCCCAUGCUUAAGCUGGGACGGGCAGCCAUCUCCUAGCCAACCGCCAGUUCAAGCCCUUCACCCUGCUUCAGCGGGGAACUGGCAGCCCUCUCCAGGCCUCCUUCGAUCAAGCCACCCUUCCUCCUGCUUCACCUUCUCGCCCAUGGGCCACUUGCCAGUCGGCCCUUCCCCCUGCUUCAGUGAGGACGAGCAGCCUCCGUUCUCCUGGCCACCGCCGGUCAAGCCCCUUCCCCCUGCUUUCGGCAGGGACAGGCAGGCCCUUCUGGUGGCCCUCCGCUGGAUCAAGCCCUCCCCCAUGCUUUCAGCUGGGACGGGCAGAUCCUCCUUAGCCCACCCCGCCAGUUCGAGACUGUUUCCCCCUGCUUCAUGCUGGGAAUGGGCAGCCUCUCCUGGCCACCGCUGGUUCGAGCCCUUCCCCAUGCUUCGGCAGGGAACAGGCAGCCUCGACCUGGACCUUCCCGCCCUGAUCCAAAGGGGACUGGCAGCCUCUCCAGGCCUCCUUUCGAUCAAGCCCUUCCUCCUGCUUUCACCUCUAUCCAGGCCCACUGCCAGCUCCGGGGCCCUUAGCCCCUGCUUCAGUGAGGACGAGCAGCCUCUCCUGGCCACCGCCGGUCAAGCCCUUCCACCCCUGCUUCGGCAGGGACAAGGCAGCCCUUCCUGGCCUCCGCUGAUCAAGCCCCUCCCCCCCCCUGCUUCAGCUGGGGACUGGGCAGCCCUCUCCUAG